AUGCCGGCUGGUGCAGGCGGCUCGAGCUCCGCCGUCUCUAAGUCUGAGAACGCCUCUUUGACGGAUCCCACUGGUGGACAGAAGGAAAAGCCUGGAAGCAAGUCGCCCUCGCCCGAAAAGGACGCUGCUUCGGCAGGCGCCGGCAUUCUCCCGCCCCCCAGAACUACCGACCUCGCCACGAGCGGCGAAAAGCGGAGCGGUAACGGCAGCCCUCCAAGUGCUGGCAGCUCGGCAGAGCAAAAAAAGCGCCGGAGUAGCGGGGUGAGCGGCAGAGCCAGUAGCCUGAUAGCCCAAGCUAAAAACACUCUCUUUACGCAGGGUGGGAGCCGUACCAACAACGAGCAGGGUGCUGACUCCAAGGCGUUAAACCAGACUCCUCUGCAGAAGCUCGGCAAGCAGGACCAGGCUCUUGCCGUGCCCCAAGGCCAGCACAACAAUGCCGCCGGCGAAUCGCUGCCGGGCCCCCGGUCCACGUUCAGGGUGGGUGUCUGGGAGGAUCGGAACAAGAAGUGCAGGCGCACCAUGGAGGACACGCACGCCUUCCUCUACAACUUCCUCCACACCCCCGCGCCCGCUCUUGGAUCUGACGGCGCUGGUCAGAAGCAGCCGAAGGCGACCGACGAUGCGGGCGAGCAGCAGCAUGGCGGCGCCUCUGCAACGGAUAUGAUGGAAACGGACAAUGGAUAUUUUGCCAUCUUCGAUGGGCACGCGGGCACUUUCGCCGCCGACUGGUGCGGAAAGAAGCUCCACAUUAUCCUCGAAGACGUCAUCAAGAAAAACCCAAAUGCGCCAAUACCGGAGCUGCUUGACCAGACCUUCACCACUGUCGACGCGCAAUUAGAAAAGCUGCCUUUGAAGAACAGUGGUUGCACUGCAGCCAUCGCCGUGCUUCGCUGGGAGGAUCGAGUUCCCAGCACCCAGUCUGCCACUGGAUCUCAGGCGAUUGCACCGGCGGUUGCAAAGGCUGCCGAGGAAGCCUCCAAGUCGGAAGAAAGCAAGUCCGUCGAGAAUACCUUGGCAGCUCCGAAUCCAGAAGCCACCCACGCAAGGUUAAAAGGCACUGCAACAAGACAGCGCGUUCUAUACACUGCUAACGUUGGCGACGCCCGCAUCAUUCUCUGCCGUUCAGGCAAAGCAUUGCGCUUGUCGUAUGACCAUAAGGGGAGCGACGAGAACGAGGGCAGGCGUAUAGCGAAUGCCGGGGGGCUGAUACUGAACAACCGCGUCAACGGUGUGCUUGCCGUCACGAGAGCUCUUGGUGAUACGUACAUGAAAGAACUCGUGACUGGACACCCCUAUACGACAGAAACUGUUAUUCAACCUGAACUCGAUGAGUUCAUUAUCAUUGCCUGCGAUGGACUAUGGGACGUCUGCUCUGACCAGGAAGCUGUUGAUCUGGUUCGAAACAUACAAGAGCCUGCUGCUGCGGCGAAGCUGCUGGUAGAUCACGCCCUAGCCCGCUUUAGCACCGACAACCUGUCUUGCAUGAUUGUUCGCCUCGACAAGAUGGCUCUUCUUGACAACCAAAACAACAAAGACAAUGCCAUUGGUGUGGAAGGCGACCUAGCAACGGCUUCAGGGAAGGUCAGCGAGGUAGAGAAGAUCGUCAGCACGACCAAGCAGAAAAUUGCAGAGGGCGGUACUACCCCAGUAGGAGUAUCGGCUAGUAACAGCGGCCGGGGUCAUGAUCCCGCGCCCCUUGAAGACGGAGAGCCGACGUUUACUCCCACUUUGAUAGAGGGAUCCGUGGAGGAAGAGCCGAGCUCGAUCGAGGAAGACACGCCUAAUAGACUUGGGCGCUGUCUUGGAGUUUCAGAGAGCGGAUCUGUCCUUUUUGUUUAG
Lasiosphaeria miniovina is the source of this 1842-nucleotide messenger RNA. Its product is annotated as phosphatase 2C-like domain-containing protein. The coding region runs from base 1 to 1842 and encodes 613 amino acids. The record is from RefSeq and is a predicted model, not a curated record. The transcript is spliced from 4 exons. Gene Ontology annotation, biological process: protein dephosphorylation. Gene Ontology annotation, molecular function: cation binding; protein serine/threonine phosphatase activity. Lineage: Eukaryota; Fungi; Ascomycota; Sordariomycetes; Sordariales; Lasiosphaeriaceae.